AACUUUUUGGGACAAUUAUUCAGUGCGCCAGGCGUGGGUAUCGCCCUCUGAAUGGACAGCUUCCCGGAGCCUGCCUUUCAUUGGUAGGUGUGUUACUGCUUACGAUCUGACUGCAUCUUCCACCCCCCCCCCCCCCGAGAUAGCACUUGUAUAAAUGUGACCGUGCAGCCCAGAAAGUGACACACACACACACACUUGCAAACUCACUCUCUCACUCUCUUAAAUGCACGUUUGAGCCUCCACAAGAAAGUCACAGGCGGGUAAGGGAAGCCUCCCUUGAAUCAUCGACUCGGCGCAGCGAUGUUGCACAGAUCAGUUGUAUUCGCCUUCCUCGUGUUCAUUCAGCUCGGGAGCUGGUCGGCUGCAGAUGAAAUCGCUCCACAAGUUGAGGAGCAGAGCGAUCCAGCAGCAUCUCGAAGGACCAGGCUGUCGGCGCAGAACUCAGCUGAAAUCAUCCGGUGCCUGAACAAUGCUCUCCACGUGGGCUGCGGGGCAUUUGUGUGCCUGGAGAAUUCGACCUGUGACACUGACGGCAUGUACGAUAUCUGCAGAUCCUUUCUGUACAGUGCUGCUAAAUUCGACACUCAGGGAAAAGCCUUCGUCAAGGACAGUUUAAAGUGCAUUGUCAACGGGAUCACAUCCAAGGUCUUCUUCACCAUUCGCAGAUGUUCCGCUUUUCAAAAGAUGAUCGCUGACAUUCAGGAGGAUUGUUACAGGAAGCUGGACAUCUGCACAAUGGCAAAACGUAAUGCCGCAGCAAUAACAGAAGUGAUUCAGCUCCCCACACGCUUAAAGAACAGGUAUUACAAUAAGCUACUGAGGAGCCUUCUGGAGUGUGACGAGGAGACAGUGAACAGCAUAAGGGAGAAUAUGAUGGCAGGUUUGGGAUCUCACCUCUCAGGCUUCAUCCACCUGCUGCAGAGUGACCGCUGUCUGACUUCACCCCACCGAGGAGGCUUUAACAGCCGCUCUUCCGCCGAGCACCAAAAGCUCCGUGUCUUUCUGAGGAAUCUCAACAGUAAUGAGGCUCCCUCUCGACUGGGCCCAAAGCCAACCUCCGGUGAGAAUGAGUGACAGCCAGAGGUGAGAGGGAAUGGAACAGGAGGCCUGUACCUGUCUGCAGAACCCAGGUGUCCCCAGUGUAACUCUUGAAACCUGUAGUGAUCAUAUCGUGGCAGCUGACAGGAAACAUGCACCCAGCUUCAGCACAAAGCUAACUGGUGAGCAGUGAGCAUUGAGGCUGAAGCUCUGAUGGGCUGGUAAAGCAUUUGCAAACACCUCCAGAGAAUACAAACCAAUUCAGGCUUAGCUUGUGUCCAGUCCAGGUCAGAUUUUCCUGGCAAUGUUAGCCCUCUAUUUGAGCUGCUCAAUUCCCUCAACCCAAUAGAACCAAGGAUUGAACAUCAUUUGAGUUUUAUGAAUUAAUGACCAUUCUUGACACAAACCAAGCUAUAUGUUGACAGCCUUUGCAAAUGAUCACAAGAUAUUUCCCCAGUCUGGUAUCGUGACAUGGUUGUUAGCAGGUUUCUUCCUAAUAAGUUAUUACCUCAGAUAGAAGAAUGUCACAUUAAGCAAUAGAACCAACAAUCCAUUCUGGGCUCAAGUAUAGGCUUGGAGGCCUCCCCAAGGUGGCAGAACAUAGUGGUGUGACAUUUAGAUUCAGUGUUCAUGCUGUUCUGGGAAAAUCUCUCUGAAGGCUUAUCUCACCAAGGGGACUGUUGAUUUAGCUCUCUGCAACAGGCAGGUGUUGUCAUACAUCAUUCAGUCUGUUAGAUCACCAAAGACAGAAAAAUUUGAUUAAGAAUCAAACCAUUAUCAGAGACCAGGUAAUACAAUCUAGUCGCAAACUUAUUUUCAAACCACUUCACAUUAAGAGACUGCAAGCUUAUAGUCUUAAUCACUGAGGACAAGUUCAGAUGCCUAAAUGUCUCAGUUUAGCAGUAGAAGUGGCAUGGGAAGUGGUAACAUUACACUGAGCCUCACAGUUAAGGCACAUUACAAGCCUGGAGUUACGGUAGCUGUCACAAUCAAGUUCCACAUUUUGUUGCCUGAUAGGGAUACUGUGGUUAGUAAAGUUGACCCAGAAAUAGUGGUGCAGCAUACAAAACACUGGAGGAACUCAGCAGUACAGUCAACAUCUAUGGAGAGAGAUGGACAGUCGACAUUUCGAGUCGAGACCCUUCAUGUGACCUAUGUCUCCAGAAAUAGUGGUUUUGAUUAUUAAUGCAUCAUUUUCUCCAAUUGUAAUUCACUGUGGCUGUGUUUUUUAAAUAAGCAUCCCAUCACCAGCACCACUAUCUUACAAAUCUCCUUCAAUUGUCCUUCUAAAUAAAAUAAAAUAUUCUUGUAAGUUGCACACACGUUCUGUCCAUUGAAAGACUGGGGUUGACCUAAUGCACCUGUCCAAGAUGUGAAAGUGAUUCAUCAGGAGAGAGGUGGAGGGAGAGACAGAGAGAGAUACUGUCUGCUCUGGUAAAUAGAGUCCAGAUAAAAGGGUCUUAACUUUGAUAUUAAUAUGGACUGUCUCAUAUUUUAGCAGCAAAUUAUACAGAGGUAUUCACAAUAGCACUAAUUAGGGAAGAAAGAUGUUUCACCAUAUUCUGGCUUCAGACCGAGGUGACGACUUAUCUUGCAGAAAUUAAUGAGCAGGGAGAAUGUAUCUGGAUGGAGUUGAGUGCCAUGAACGUAUUGCAGCAUGGGCUUUCAAUUGUGCCAACACUUGGCACUCAAAUUCCUUCAGACCCCCAUCCAUUGUAUCCCAGCCCAGGAGACAAAAGGUUAUCAUAAUGUUGCUGGCUAUCAGAUUCCCGGGAGAGAGCACCAGAGCCAACCGGAAAACCAUGCCAGGGACUGACAAUUCAGGAUCUUCCCGUUAUACAUUGACAGAGACUGAGAACUUGAAGGGCCCUCGAGCAACAACCUAGCACGAAAUGGGAGCUCUUGAAAUAUUGGAGCUUCUGGGAGCUCACUUACUUGAGUAGAUACAAGGAGAAUGUUUGUCCUGGUUGAGGAGUCUAGAUCUUGGGACCACAGAUUCAAAAUAAGAAGUUGGUGAUUUAGGAUGGAGAUGAGGAGAAAUUUCUUCAUUUGAAGGUCCUGAAUCUUUGGAUUUCCCUGCACCAGAGGGCAGUGGAGGGUCAGUCAUUGAUUGCAUUCACAACAGUGAUUAAUAGAUUUCUGGACAUUGAAUGGAUAGAUAGGUGGUGGGCCAGGAAAAUGGAGUUGAGUUGGUGGAAUGUGCUUGAGUGGCCAGAUACACAGAUGAUGAAAUUGCCCCUGGCCCCAGAGGCAAGAAGGUAGAAUGAGAGAGUGCAGGAAAGAUUUACGAGGAUGUUGCCAGGACUUGAGGGCCUGAGUUAUAGGGAGAGGUUGGCCAGGCUAGGUCUUUAUUCUUUGGAAUGUAGGAGAAUGAGGGGAGACCUUAUAAAAGUGUUUAAAAUUACGAGCGGCAUAGAUAAGGUGGAUGGUAACAGUCUUUUCCCCAGGGUAGGGGAGUCCAAAACUAGGAGACAUAGGUGUAGGGUGAGAGGGGAAAGACUUAAAAGGGACCUGAGGGACAACUUUUUCACGCAGAGGGUGGUGAGUGUAUGGAACAAGCUGCCAGAGGAAGUGGGUGAGGCAGGUACAACAGUAUCAUUUAAGAAGCACUUGGAUAGGUACAUGGAGGGUCGGGGCUUAGAGGGAUAUGGGCUGAAUGCAGGAAAUUGGGACUAGCUGGGUGGGCACCGUGGUCGGCAUGGACGGUUGGGCCGAAGGGCCUGUAUCCCUGCUGUAUUGCUCUAUGACACUAUCUGAAGCCUUGUGUCAACAAAGUGAUCACCAAUGCUAUGUAAUUGUUCCAAUUUCAAAGUUUAAAUGAAAUUAAUUGCCCAUGCUCACCUUUUUUUGGGAUAUGGAAGCCGCCUUGGUUUGCAGUCCAGACUGGGGUAAUAUCCUUUACAAAAAAUAACAACCAUUAUUUCAAGUUUCUUCCUGUCAGCUGACCAACAGAAUGACAACUGCCAGGGACCAGUGAGGAGCCAUCCAUGAAUAUCUUGUUGUUUUAUUAGCAGACGGAAACACACUGAUAACUGGCUAACCCCACCAGACGUGGCCAUGCAGUUUGAGGGGGAUGUUAGUCCCUGCAAAGCUCCAUCCAUGGUCCAUUCAGCUCGUUGCUGUUUGCAGGAUAUUCUAGUAUGGAUCAAGGGGCCGAACAACAGCAUUUCCUGUGCUUCAGUCUAUAAUUGUCCUGGCUUUUUCUCAGUUGAAGAGAUGCAAUCAGGUGCUUGAUAAAUACAAGCAUCUCUUGUUUUUCUAAAAGUAUUAUCAUUUAGCUGCAUUAAAACAAAGCAAAUCAUCCCAUUUACCUACCCAAUUCCAAUGUGAAAAUUAUGGAUGGCCCCUAACUAACUGAGACACCAACUUGUCAGGUAGAGUCCAAACACAUUUCUAUAAUGAUAUUAUAUGUUAUUUAUUUUUAAUUCCAAACAAGAUAUUCCUUUCUUGUGCCUUGUUUCUCGAUGCAGAAGCUGCACGAUUUUAUUUUCCUGUGGGUCAGUGUUUUGCACUCAAGGCUUCCUGAAUGUUGUCUGUUUUGUAACUGUAUGUUUGUAACUUAAAUAUUAAAGUUAUAAUUACAUUCAUUAAUAUGGCAAAUAAAUUUGUGAUGGUUUAAUCACA
This is a messenger RNA of Pristis pectinata (smalltooth sawfish), 4662 nucleotides long. RefSeq names its product stanniocalcin-1-like. Gene Ontology annotation, molecular function: hormone activity. The transcript has 4 exons. The coding region runs from base 301 to 1074 and encodes 257 amino acids. The record is from RefSeq and is a predicted model, not a curated record. Gene Ontology annotation, cellular component: extracellular region. Gene Ontology annotation, biological process: intracellular calcium ion homeostasis. Lineage: Eukaryota; Metazoa; Chordata; Chondrichthyes; Rhinopristiformes; Pristidae.